CGUGCAUCCACAGUCGCGUUCGAUGUCGCGAACUAGUUACCAUUUUGGGUAUCCAGGAUCAGUAAUAAGUUACAAUUUAAUUACGACCACGCGGGUUGUUGAGCCGCCUUGACCCGGGUGGCAGCGCUGGUCUGCGGACUCUUCUCUGCCCCCUUUUGAGUGCCUUAACUAUGGGGAGUCAAGAUGAUAGCCUCGAUUUGGGCUAUCUGAAGCAGGCAGCCCUUGGCUUAACUGAUUCCACGCUGGACGUGUCUAGAACUUUACAAUUACGAGGCUUCCACCGUGUUCUUCCUACGCAGGGUCAUGCCUUUUCAUCCUUGAAUAUCGCUACAAGGCAGCCAUCGCAGCCCGAUGUUGAGCAGAGUUCUGUUCCGGAGUCACCAACCAAGAUGGCGACGGUAAGCGGCAGUCUACCCGGCGAUACGCAGCCAAUUUCUCAAUCGGUCUUCGAGAGUUUUAUGAGCAAGGCAAGAUCAAACAGGGGACAUUCAAAACACCAGGAGGGAGAAGAAGAAGAUGAUAAUUCGACGGCAAGGGACGCGACUCUACAUGAGGGUGAUACAGGCCAUCUAGAUUUACUAGCUGCGUUUGGGGAAACUCCUGGUGCAGAUCGUGAGUUCGUCGACGAGGAUGGAGGGCCGGAGCACCUUGAUAUAGUGGGUGGGGUCUCAUCCCCAACCCAAUACCAGCAUUUCCCCGAAUCUCAACGCUUCAUCAGUAGAACUCCGGCGACACAGAAUCGUCGAAGCUCGUAUCCUGAGAUCUCAACUACGCCAAUACUCUCACGGUACCCCUUCAGCAGCGAACACAACGGUAGCACCGUAAUGGCUUUGUCACAGGUGUUCAAUGCGACCCAGAAUCCCUCCUCGCCUUUUACUAAUGGACCUCCACUUUCGUCGGAUAUGCCAUCGCCAAAUCUCCCUAUUGAGCCCCGGUUGACCGGCACGACCACAGUGUUCUCGCCUCUACUUCCUUCCUCAGUUCCUCCUUCCAAGUGUCUAGAACCUCAGGCAAAUUAUGUUUCGAUGAAGGAGUCGCAGGCUGUACGGGAGAUGCUGGCGCGGUUACGUUCGACGGGGGAAAACGGUUCCAGUGAUGACGAUUUUGAGAAGGAUGACAGCUACGUUCGGAGACAUGUACGAGAAAAAUAUACGGAGGAGGAGGUGAGAAGGCAAUUUGCCACUGUAACCGCACCCACUAGAUCUAGCUCGAAAGGUCAUGGAAAGACGGUUACAGCAGAUCAAUCCUCACCAGCUCCAGCAGACUCUCGGAGCAGUCAUCCCCACCGCGCCGCUCUUUCGACGGUUGAAAAAAAUAAUGCUGGAAAUAGUGAAGAGGAAACCGAGCAGGAGGAUGAACUUGAAGUCUCACAUAGCCGACGGCUUCUACAUUCCCAGCUUCCAGGAGAAGAUGAUAAAGAGAAUAUCGACAGCGGGCCAGUUCAUGUUGCUGACACUACCGCCUCUGCUCACGACGCCCUCUCUCAGGCCCUUGAAUCAGACUCUCCAGCAGGCCAUCGAAACUUAACCAGGAAAGUUUCAGGGCCAUCUUACGGCAGCCAGGAAGUUGCGAGUCAUCCCCAAGGCAGCCUAGAUGAAAGCGAGAACACCACACCUACUGGCUCUCAAAUCGUAAAUAUCGCUAAUUCCCAGCCGUUCAGCGACCACGGUCCAAAAAGGCGCAGAGGCAGACCGAGGAGGGGAGUUACACAUUUAACACAAUCUCCUAGUGAGGAAUAUAUACCUUCGUCACCUAUUUCCGGUUCACGUAGCCAGCGAGGCUUUCCGCCAAAUUCACAUGUUUUAAAUCAUGGUUCAAAGAGGCCUAGAGGCAGACCUCGAUCUCGAAAACCAGAUAUCCACUUGGCUCAAUCACCCGGAGAAGAAUGUGUCCCGUCCUCGCCUACAUUUGACCCGCAUGAACAGAGUAGAUUUCCUGAACAAACCUCUCAAACCUCUCGGAUGGGCCACCCUACAUGGAACACUGCUUCUCGAACCCAACAUAACCCUGAAAAUGCAAGUCCCCUGGAAACGCCUCACAAAACUACACAUCAACGCGGUCAGCCUGCAGAUCAGGGUGCUCCAGAUAUGGCGUCAUCGAAUGAUCAGAAUGAAUAUCCUGAAGCUGAAUCUAAAAUUACAUAUCCUAAUCCUUCAGCCGAGGAGAUUGCGGGUCCGACGAAAGCCUCCUCCAUGCCUUCUCGCGUUCUAGAGACACCAACGCAGAAUGAGAAGCAGUCAAAACCAUAUCAUCAGACUAUACCAGAAUCUUCUUCAUUGGGUCAUUUCUCUAAAUCUAUUACACGAUUUAACAACAAGUCUCCUACAUCUCCUACUCACGAUGACGACGAGCUUCCUGUUGUCCCCCAGUUUUCACGCUCUCAAGUUGGACGUCUUGGAGUUCCCAGGUUGCUCCCCAGGGGUGGCGCACACCACACCGUCUCGGCUGUACUUUCUAGCCCUAGUGGCCGUCAGCGUCGGAGCAUGACUGAAAUUGCAGCGGAACAGUCGCCCUGCCACUCGCUGCCUGAUUUUUUAUCAGACUUUGGACUUAUCACUGCAGAAGACAAAGAAUUUGCGUUCAUAACCCGAGAAGUAGCACCUUCUGCUAACAAAAGGAGACGAGGAAAUGAUAGAAGAGUCAUCGCCUCAUCGAAUCCAUUUGAUCGGGACCAAACGCCUACCCCUAAAGAGACUCCCAGAGUGCUUCAGUCGGCAGCAAACGUGAGCGAGUCCAUGAAUAAUGUUUCGGAGUCAGCCACCCCAAUUCCAGUACCACAUGCUCAAACGAAUGUUAUUCUUAUUCAACAAAAUCCGAAAACGAAUGGCAAAAGGACUGGAAGUGUCUGGGAGGUGGAAUGUUCACCGGUUCAGCCAAAGACUAGAAGAGGGCGCAAACGUCGCCUCAGUCAACCGUUAGAACGGGCUAUUUCUAAAGCACGAACUUCUCAGCAGCUUAUAAAUAGUAUUGCUUGGCCAAUUGAAGAGCGCAAGUCAAAGAUCCCGUCACCAAGUCCAACACAAUUGAUUGAGCGGGCCGAUAGCCCAGACCCAAUUCAAGGCGAGGAGACUCAUACGUACUCAACAUUAGGAAGUGUUUCACCAUCAUUGAAUAGCCCUGCAUUUGCAAAUAAAGUAUUUGCCUUUUUCAACGGCCGACCGCAGGGAUAUUUCCCAGCAACCUGCGUUGGGAUUUCACAAACUGCGGGCCAAAUUAGAUACCUCGUAAGAUUCGAGGACUCAAUCGAACCUGAUGAGGUAAAUGCGGAUGCAGUCAAGAGGUUGGAAUUGAGAAAAAACGACGUUGUCAAGGUGGACUUGCUUCAAGUUCCUAAGAUUCCGCACACGGUUGUGGGGUUUCGAAAGUCAUUUGAGACCACUGCCUUCCGUGGUGGCGAGCGGACACUCUCUUCGACGAUAACUGAUGUCCAUGGGCACCACUCCGUCAUCCUUAGGCCCAGGGGCCCAAAUGGGACCUUCCGCAAUGGAUCUGAUAUCACUGUUCCAAUCUCUAAUGUUUACCUUGAUAGGAUUCUGUGGACUCGAUUGGGAAAUAGGCCGUAUUCGUACUUGCCCCAGCUUCUCCACGCCCCUAGGUCUGGGCUACAAACGCCCUUGGACCACCGUCACAGUUCUGUAUAUUCCGUUUCGCGAACCGCACAUCGCUUCCCAUCAGUCUCUGGCUUAUUUUUCGGAAUGGCUUUCGCUGUUUCAUACAAAGAUAACGAGGAGAAACGGCUGUGGAUUGAAGAGCUCAUUACUCAGAACGGUGGGCGGAUCCUGAAGGAUGGAUUCACUGAGCUCUUUAACCAACCAUUGUCCAACCUUCCUUCUGCAUCUUUCGAAAACAAUUCCGCUGUGACAACUUCAGCAGACGACAACGACAAAUUGUUAUCUUUGCACCCUACAGCUGAAACUACCGGUUUCGUUUGCCUCCUAACAGACGAACAUACCCGCCGCGUGAAAUACAUGCAAGCCCUCGCCCUCAACAUUCCUUGUUUGGCCGGUCGCUGGAUCCAUGAUUGCGUCUCCAAAGAUCAAAUCGUGGACUGGGAACCCUACCUCCUCCCAGCGGGCGAAUCUACUUUCCUCAACGGUGCAAUCCGAUCCCGGGCGAUCGCCCCAAACCCAGCUCUAACAGCACGCCUGCCGGACACUAUAGCAGCCCGCCCCAAGCUCCUGGCUGGCCAAUCCGUGCUCCUCGUCAUGGAUCGCGGCAAAAUCGCAGAACAGCGCAAGCCUUACAGCUUCCUCACUUGUGCCCUUGGUCCCAGCAGAAUCGCUCGUGUACCGGACAUGGAUGCCGCAAUUAAGAUACUGGCACCACCUGAGCGGGAAUCACCAGGGUCAAGCGCCUAUUCGGAUGUCGGCUGGGAUUGGAUUUAUGUUGGUGAUGAGAAAGCGGCUGUGGCUGCUCGUGCACAACUUAUCCAGGCGUCGCAAGCUGGCCUCACCAAGGGGACUUCUAGGGCCCGCUCACGGGGCCGGCCACCCAAGAAGCGACAAGGUCGUGGUCGACCUGCGAAGGGGGCGCCGCGGAUUGCCGCUGCUUCCGCAGAUCUGGCCUCCGGCAUAAUCGGCGGUAGUGAUGUGACUGUUAAUGGAAGAACUGUGAGGAUUUUAGAUAAUGAAUUUAUUUGCCAGAGUCUAAUUUUAGGGAAGUUGUUUGAACCAUGAUCAGGUCAUGAAGAUGACGAAUAUGAUGACCAAAAAGGAAUUACGCAACCAAUCAUAGCUCAUUCGCAAAGGUAUAGCUGCUAGUUAAUUCUCGUUUUAUUAUCCCUUGAUUUUCUGUUACGAAAUGUUUCUCACUGGAUUUGUUGCGUAUAUUCGGAUCUUUCUAUUUAUUCUCUGUUACCACCCGCGAAGGAAGGACGCUACGUAAAGUACGGAUACAUUGUAACGCCCCAUUGGCCCCGUUCAGCCAGUUGGUUUGAUGUCCAGUUCUUAUGUUAACAAUCUACCAUUUUUGUCUCCCCAUCCUUUAUUAGCUCAGUUUUAUAUGGGUUCGCCCACUACCCUUUGACGUGGUCUUAUUUACCAUUUUCAGCAUUUCUCCCACCCCCGCAUCACCACUUCAGCGUGUCACAAUACCUUAUAGCACAAUACCCCAGUUCAGCUUCUUUUCACCUAGAGAGGUUUCCGGGUUGGCUUGGGCAGAUUACUUUUUACUUUUUCUUCUUUCUCUUCUUCCCUUAAUGACCGGUGCCGCUGUAUGCAUGUGUGAAUAGCCAUUUCGCAUUUUCAUUGAGUCGACAUGUGCUCAGGCAUUCGGAAGCUACGAAGGAUAAUGUUCGGAGUACAUGUUCAUGAAUAAGAUUAAAAAGUAUAACGAAAGAAAAUAUAUUCAAGAAAGAAAAUAUAUUCCAGCCAAAGUCCUCUCGUUCUAAUAUACAAUAAAAAAAUAAAAUAAAAUGCAACUCCGUCUACCAACAGAAGAAUAAAGCUGUCACGAAUCCGUUUUUCUUAUUCAAACAUG
This is a messenger RNA of Blastomyces dermatitidis ER-3, 5478 nucleotides long. Its product is annotated as BRCT domain-containing protein. The coding region runs from base 171 to 4676 and encodes 1501 amino acids. Gene Ontology annotation, molecular function: histone binding. NCBI's taxonomy places the organism in Eukaryota, Fungi, Ascomycota, Eurotiomycetes, Onygenales, Ajellomycetaceae. Gene Ontology annotation, biological process: DNA damage checkpoint signaling; positive regulation of transcription by RNA polymerase II. Gene Ontology annotation, cellular component: nucleus. The record is from RefSeq and is a predicted model, not a curated record. The transcript is spliced from 3 exons.